Molecule: messenger RNA, 2208 nt
Organism: Pongo pygmaeus (Bornean orangutan)
Lineage: Eukaryota; Metazoa; Chordata; Mammalia; Primates; Hominidae
Gene: CPNE9
Product: copine family member 9
Exons: 21
Coding region: 97-1992 (631 amino acids)
Biological process (GO): cellular response to calcium ion
Cellular component (GO): plasma membrane
Molecular function (GO): calcium-dependent phospholipid binding
Source: RefSeq, a predicted model, not a curated record
GUUUCCACCCCAGAGUUGCGCAGGGUAGACUCUACCAAGGUGUGGGUUGGAGUUGGGAGUCGGGGUGAGGUUCCCCGCUGGCUCCAGGCUGCUCCAAUGGGGCGGGGGCCGCCCGCAGGGCCGGGCGGGGCUGUGCUGCCAUCUGGAGCCGCUGCCGCCGGCGGCCACUGUCAGGGCGCGAGCGGCGGGAGCGCACGCAGGGCUGGAGCGAGUGCAGCCGCCGCCGCCGCCGACACCGCGGCACAUGGGCCGGCCCGGCCGCUGCCGUCGCCCCUAGCCCCAGCAGCCCUGGUCUCGCAGCCUCCUGCGGCUCUGGUCGCCCGACCAGCCAUGUCUCUCGGCGGAGCCUCCGAGCGCAGCGUCCCGGCCACCAAGAUUGAAAUUACCGUGUCCUGCCGGAACCUGCUAGACCUUGAUACCUUCUCCAAGUCCGACCCCAUGGUGGUGCUUUACACGCAGAGCCGGGCCAGCCAGGAGUGGCGGGAGUUCGGACGGACCGAGGUGAUUGAUAACACGCUGAACCCAGACUUCGUGCGCAAAUUCGUCCUCGACUAUUUCUUUGAGGAAAAGCAAAAUCUGCGCUUCGAUGUGUACAACGUGGACUCCAAAACCAACAUCUCCAAACCGAAGGAUUUCCUGGGACAAGCGUUCCUGGCCCUGGGAGAGGUGAUCGGAGGCCAGGGCAGCCGAGUAGAGCGAACCCUCACGGGUGUACCAGGCAAGAAGUGUGGGACCAUAUUGCUGACUGCAGAAGAGCUUAGCAAUUGUCGGGACAUUGCCACCAUGCAGCUGUGUGCAAACAAGCUGGACAAGAAGGACUUCUUUGGGAAAUCAGACCCCUUCCUUGUGUUCUACAGGAGCAAUGAGGAUGGCACGUUCACCAUCUGCCACAAGACAGAGGUUGUGAAAAACACGCUGAAUCCUGUGUGGCAGCCCUUCAGCAUCCCUGUGCGGGCUCUGUGCAAUGGAGACUAUGACAGAACGGUGAAGAUUGAUGUGUAUGACUGGGACCGGGAUGGAAGCCACGAUUUCAUUGGUGAGUUCACCACCAGCUACCGGGAGCUGAGCAAGGCCCAGAACCAGUUCACAGUAUAUGAGGUUCUUAACCCUCGGAAGAAAUGUAAGAAGAAGAAAUAUGUCAACUCAGGAACUGUGACGCUGCUCUCCUUCUCUGUGGACUCUGAAUUCACUUUUGUUGAUUACAUCAAGGGAGGGACACAGCUGAACUUCACAGUAGCUAUUGACUUCACGGCUUCCAAUGGGAAUCCUCUGCAGCCUACCUCCCUGCACUACAUGAGCCCCUACCAGCUCAGCGCCUAUGCCAUGGCCCUCAAGGCAGUGGGAGAGAUCAUCCAGGACUAUGACAGUGAUAAGCUCUUCCCAGCUUAUGGCUUUGGGGCCAAGCUGCCCCCAGAGGGACGGAUCUCCCACCAGUUCCCCCUGAACAACAAUGAUGAGGACCCCAACUGUGCGGGCAUCGAGGGUGUGCUGGAGAGCUAUUUCCAGAGCCUGCGCACAGUGCAGCUCUAUGGGCCCACCUACUUUGCUCCUGUCAUCAACCAAGUGGCCAGGGCUGCAGCCAAGAUCUCUGAUGGCUCCCAGUACUAUGUUCUGCUCAUCAUCACUGAUGGGGUCAUCUCUGACAUGACACAGACCAAGGAGGCCAUCGUCAGCGCCUCCUCAUUGCCCAUGUCUAUCAUUAUCGUCGGUGUAGGACCAGCCAUGUUUGAGGCAAUGGAAGAGUUGGACGGUGAUGAUGUGCGCGUGUCCUCUAGGGGACGCUACGCAGAGCGGGACAUCGUUCAGUUCGUCCCAUUCCGAGACUAUGUUGACCGGUCGGGGAACCAGGUGUUGAGCAUGGCCCGACUGGCCAAGGAUGUGCUGGCCGAGAUCCCGGAGCAGCUGCUGUCCUAUAUGCGCACCAGAGACAUCCAGCCUCGGCCCUCACCCUCUGCCAACCCCAGCCCGAUCCCAGCUCCAGAGCAGCCCUGAGGAUUCCACAUAUCCAAUGCCUCACAGUCUGCAAGCCUGCUCACCCACUGCUUCUGCUUUAAGCCAGAGGCACCUGGAACCCUGGACUUCACUGGGAGGGCCAACUUGGAGGAUUGGUGCUGGCUGACAUGCCCUCCGCCUCCUUGCCUGCAGAGGGCCUGGCACUAUCACCACCUCCCUGCCUUCAUGCCAAUAAUAAAGCUGAUCUUUAUUCCA